Molecule: messenger RNA, 1101 nt
Organism: Penicillium salamii
Lineage: Eukaryota; Fungi; Ascomycota; Eurotiomycetes; Eurotiales; Aspergillaceae
Source: the annotation of a GenBank genome assembly
AUGGAUUCAAAGAUCGUUCGUGUGGGAAUUAUUGGAUGCGGCGAGAUAGCCCAAGUGGUCCAUAUUUCGGUAUUGGACCAUCUCUCCCAUCUCUUCCAGAUCACCUAUCUGUGUGAUGUCUCGCAAUCAGCGCUGGCUCAUUGUCAAUCCAAAGUCAGUGGAGUAAAGCCGCAGACAACCCUCAACGCAGAAGAGUUGUGCGCAUCGCCGAUGGUGGACGUCGUCUUCGUGAUCAACAGCGACGAGUACCACGCUGCCCAUGCGAUCUUGGCUCUGCAGCAUAACAAGCAUGCAUUUAUUGAAAAGCCGAUGGCACUCAACGACCGUGAUGCGGAUGCUUUGAUCAGUGCCGAGCGAGCAUCCUCGGGUCGUGUGAUGGUUGGGUAUAUGCGGCGUUAUGCACCGGCCUUCCUCGAUGCUGUCAAGGAGAUUGGUGGAAUGGACAAAAUUCUAUAUGCCAGAGUCCGAGAUAUUAUUGGGCCCAAUUCUACUUUUGUGGAACAAUCUGGCACUUUUCCCUUCCGCGCCACUGAUUUCAAUGAGAAAGACACUCAAGAUAAGACGACAUGGGCUACCGAUAUAGUCCGUCAAGGCUUAGCAGAGGCUGGCCUGGAGAACUUUGAUGAUUCCAUGGCGACAAUGUGGAGGGUGCUUGGUGGCCUCGGCUCUCACGAUCUGAGUGUGAUGAGAGAAGCUUUGGGAAUGCCCACUGGAGUGAUCGGAGCUUCUUUGAAGAUGCCUUUCUGGAGCGCCAUAUUUCAAUAUCCCUCUUUCACAGUGACAUACGAGUCGGGUAUAGACUCGGUCCCACGCUUUGAUGCCCAUCUAGAGUUCUACAGCGCGGAAAAGACUGUGCGUGUCCAAUACGACUCCCCAUACGUCAAGGGACUACCAACCACAAUGCAUGUGGUGGAGAAUGUGGAUGGAGUAUACCGAGAGAGCACCAUCCGGAAAACCUAUGAGGAUUCAUACACUUUGGAACUCAAGGAGUUGCAUGCAAUUGUAGUCGACGGGGCUCCCAUUCGGACAACUGCGCAAGACGCGAAGGAGGAUUUGAAGAUAUUUAGAAUGCUAGUUAAGGCGGCUGAAAGGAAGCUCUAG